AUGAGAAUCAAAGUAUUAUCAUCGGGUAGCAAACGUGAGAUCUGUACUGUUUCUACUGAAGCUGUCCAAACCGUCGGUCAAUUCAAAAAGGAAUUCUACAGACAAAAUCCAAAAUAUAGUGUUGAAAGACAAAGAUUCUCUAUUAUUGGUGCAGAUUCUAAACCAAUUAUUCUUGGAGAUGACAGUAAGACAUUGGCAUCGUACAACCUUAAAUUGGAUGAUACAUUAUACUUUAAGGAUUUAGGACCUCAAAUCUCAUGGACUGCUGUAUUCUUGGCUGAAUAUGCUGGUCCAUUACUCAUCUACCCAUUGUUCUACUACUUCUCAACUCAAAUCUAUGGAUAUCAAUUUGAAAAGAGUUAUGUUCAACAAUUCAGUCAUGGUACAAUGCCACUUUUCAAUUUGUUCAAAAACUGUACCUACUACUGGGGAUGCACAGUGAUGGUAUCGUACUUUGUCAACCAUUCGUUGUACACUGCACCGGCAGCCAUGAACGUCUACCUCGGAUUGGUCUUGUUUGCCAUUGGUGAGUCAAUGAAUUUGGUUUGUCACUUGCAACUCCGUAACCUUCGUCCAGCCGGUUCUACCGCACGUGCCAUUCCAAAGGGUGGACUCUUUGAGUUUGUCUCAUGUCCAAACUACACCAUGGAGAUUCUCUCAUGGAUCGGUUUCUCCAUCAUGACCCAAACCCUCACCGCCUACAUCUUUACCAUUCUCGGUGCCGUCCAGAUGUACGUCUGGGCCGUCGCCAAACACCGUAAAUACCGUAAGGACUUUGACGGUCAAAACGGUAGAUUACAAUAUCCAAGAUCAAGAAAGAUCAUCGUACCAUUCUUACUUUAA
This is a messenger RNA of Heterostelium album PN500, 843 nucleotides long. RefSeq names its product synaptic glycoprotein SC2-like protein (gene gpsn2). The record is from RefSeq and is a predicted model, not a curated record. Bases 1 to 843 code for a protein of 280 amino acids. Lineage: Eukaryota; Evosea; Eumycetozoa; Acytosteliales; Acytosteliaceae. Gene Ontology annotation, molecular function: oxidoreductase activity, acting on the CH-CH group of donors. Gene Ontology annotation, biological process: very long-chain fatty acid biosynthetic process. The transcript has 3 exons.